Messenger RNA from Selaginella moellendorffii, 1063 nucleotides. RefSeq lists its product as uncharacterized. Gene Ontology annotation, cellular component: SAGA complex. Lineage: Eukaryota; Viridiplantae; Streptophyta; Lycopodiopsida; Selaginellales; Selaginellaceae. The transcript is spliced from 2 exons. Gene Ontology annotation, molecular function: transcription coactivator activity. The record is from RefSeq and is a predicted model, not a curated record. Gene Ontology annotation, biological process: regulation of transcription by RNA polymerase II. Bases 49 to 1008 code for a protein of 319 amino acids.
CUGAGCGAGGAUCGAGGUGGGCGGAGCUGCUGAGCUGAGCUGCUGGAGAUGAUCGAGGUCGAUUGCUCUUCCUUCCCGGAUCAUGGGGUUAUGGCUAAUCAUCCCUUGCAAGAGGGUGAUCAAGCUCUUGGUCCUGGAAGUAGCAAUGGAGGAUUUGCUCGAGUUGCGCUACGCGGGGCCAAGCGCGUGGAGCUGCCCAUCCAGCACUGGCGCAUCAACUUAAUCGACUUGAAAUCCAAGCUUUCCAAGAUCUUGGGUCCCAGCAAGGAGAAAGAGUACUGCAACAUCUUUAGCAGCUUUCUAAGCCACCGAUUGAGCAAAGCCGAGCUCGACAAGAGGCUGCUCCAGACGCUGGGCAGCAAGGACAGCAUCGUGCUCCACAACCAAAUCGUCCGAGCAGUCCUUUCCAACGCAAGGUGUGGACAGCCGCCACCCCGCGGAGGGUCACUCAGACCAGCAAGCGAUGAUCCGCGCAAGAACAAAUCGGACUACCACGCAUUGCCUGCUGCCAAGCGGUUCAAGCAAAGCUCCGGCAUGGCAGUGCUUAAAGUUAUGGAGGACGAGAAGGAAGAACUGGACGAGGAUGGCGAAGAUAAUGACGAAGAAGAGGAAGAAGUGCAAGCACCACUUGGCGUGCCUCUUUGUCGCCAGAGCGUGGGUGGCGCGUCGCAAAGAUCAUCCUCGCCUGUGUCGGUGGUGAGCAGCGCCGAGAUGAUGAUCAUGGAGGCGAGUGAAUUGCCCGACGCCAGCAGCAUGCAAACGCGAAUGACGCGAUUUGCAGCGGGGCUCGAGGUGGAGCACGAGUGCGCCAAUCUCGUCAACCAUGCGCUGGACAUCCACUUGAAGCGAUUGAUCAAGGCUUGUAUCCAAACGGGAAGGAGAAGAUCGAGCAAUCACCGGAUCUCGGCUCUCGACUUCCGGGUGGCCAUGGAGAAUAGCAGGCAGCUCCUGGGAGGGAACUGGCCAAUCCAUCUCGAGACACUCUCGCUACUCGAUCACCAUUACUAGAGAGAUCUUUACUGUUUUCCAUACCAUUUUUUUUACAACUUUUUCCACCUCGGUA